Patiria miniata (bat star) is the source of this 1529-nucleotide messenger RNA. RefSeq names its product protein GUCD1-like. The record is from RefSeq and is a predicted model, not a curated record. The coding region runs from base 249 to 980 and encodes 243 amino acids. Lineage: Eukaryota; Metazoa; Echinodermata; Asteroidea; Valvatida; Asterinidae. The transcript is spliced from 9 exons.
GAGGUGGCAGUAGUACCCUGCGAGUACAUGCGAAGUAACACCCUGUCGUCCGCAGCACGAUAAUAACAACAUAGGCCUACUUGACAGGGGCUUUAACCAUGUGUUUUACCUUUCGUUUCACAACAUAUUAACUUCGGGCACUGGAAGUGGAAGAACGUUUUUGCUCAGAUUUUCACACAAGUCAAGGGAAAUCUUUGUGUCAGCUGUGUUAAAGCCAGCAAGCAUUAAAGCCAGCAAGCACUACACAAAUGGGUGAUAAAGCCGGUGGGCAUGACGUACCUCAGGAUGGUAUCUGCCUCAAAAUACAACACAUCCACCAAGGUGAAGACUGGGAUUGUGGCCUGGCCUGCGCCAAGAUGAUCCUGAGGUUUCUUCAUCCGGAAUUUGAGGAUGGACCUGCAAGUUUUGACGACAUCUGUGAAAGACUGGGCUUUGGUGAGAGUAUUUGGACGGUAGACUUGGCCCAUUUGAUGGUGCAGUACAAUGUCAAGCAUCAGCUAUACACCAUCACUCUUGGGGUAGAUCCAACAUAUCAAGAAGUGGCUUUCUACAACGAGGCAAUCAAAACUGAGUUCACUACUGAACAGGAGCGGGUCAAUGACCUUUUUGCCAGUGCUGCCAGCAAAGGAAUCCAGGUGGAGAAAAGGUCUGUGACCAAUGCAGAGAUAGUAAGCCAUGUGUCUGGUCACAAUCCUGCCAUUGUUCUCGUAGACAACACGAUACUGCAGUGUGAACGGUGUAAGCCUAGCCAAAAGCAUGGUGAGGGAUGCGCUGAUUGCUUUUCAUUUUGUGACACGGGGAGGGGAGGUGGUUAUGUAGGUCACUUUAUUGUGCUGUGCGGCCUUGACUUAACGAAGAACCAUUUUUUGUACCGUAACCCGGGAAUUUUGGAAGAGCUGUGUUGCUGUUCCUUCACCAAUCUGGACGAGGCAAGACGUUCCCAUGGCACGGACGAAGACAUACUCUUCAUAUACAGAUAACGAGUGCUAAAAAGGAAAAAGUUUUGAAAAGAAGUUUACAUAACAUCUUUAUGAACAAUCUUUGUCAGCAGAAUGCCCUUCAGGAAAAAAAACCUAUUUGAGAAAUUUCUGAAACUAUUAGAAAACUCAGAGAAACUAGGACUCAAUAUUAUAAUACAGGGUGUCCAAAAAAACCCUCACUAAACCCUUAAAAGCGCCCUCUUUUACACAGCUUUAAAAGACAAACAUCGCAAAUAUCGAUACAUAUUUAGAGAGUAAAAUUCAUUAGCUUUUCAACAACGAAAAACUCUUCCAAUUGGGUAAAUGUUUAUUGAGUUAUGGGCAAUUGAAAACAAGCGCCGCUUUUUCAUUUUGUCCACGGCGACUGAUAUUUUGACUGUCGCAAUAAGAACACGGACCGGAACUUGCAUCCGUGAAAAAGGCUACCAAGUAGAGGUCAGACACAGAGCAGCACAGUAAACAUCUAAGAAGUUAACCAAACAGUCCAUUUCUGGACUACCAUUCCUUCCAUAAGGAUAAAUGACUAUUGUUAGAAAAAAUACGAACCAA